Metopolophium dirhodum (rose-grain aphid) is the source of this 3786-nucleotide messenger RNA. RefSeq names its product ATP-dependent 6-phosphofructokinase (gene Pfk). Lineage: Eukaryota; Metazoa; Arthropoda; Insecta; Hemiptera; Aphididae. The record is from RefSeq and is a predicted model, not a curated record. Gene Ontology annotation, molecular function: fructose-6-phosphate binding; ATP binding; monosaccharide binding. The transcript is spliced from 17 exons. Gene Ontology annotation, biological process: canonical glycolysis; fructose 1,6-bisphosphate metabolic process; fructose 6-phosphate metabolic process. Bases 457 to 2856 code for a protein of 799 amino acids. Gene Ontology annotation, cellular component: cytoplasm; 6-phosphofructokinase complex.
CAGUUAGCACACUUUUCGUUGCCUUUGCGUCUUGCACGUCCCGCUGCUCCUCUGUUGACCUUGUUUGCCUUCGUCGCUCCCUUCUUUCCACGUAAUAGAGUGAAAUAAGUAAUAACAAUUAAAAAUAAAAUUGAACUGAAAAAAAAUAACUUAUCGUAUUUCGUCUAUUCGUUGACCGUGAUCCGUGACCUCUAAGAGGUCGUUUCGUAGGUACUAUCUUCAGACCCACGGUUUUAAAAUAGAGCUCUACAGCAGACACUCGCGAGUCGCGGUUGCUCAAUUGAUAGCGGGACGUACUACUGUCAAUACGUUACCGUUCGUCGCCAAUUGCCAGGGCUGAACAUGAUCGACUAGUAACGUUAAUAUUUUAUACGUAUAUAUUUUAAACACCGUCCUCGUCUUGAGCACAAAAGCUCACAAUUUUAUAAGUUUUAGUUAGUUUGUACAAAGAACAACAUGGAGGAAGAUCAAAAGAGAUUCAUUGAACGGGGUUCACACAAAGGAAAAGGACUUGCUGUUUUCACCAGUGGUGGUGAUUCACAAGGUAUGAAUGCUGCUGUCCGUGCAGUUGUUCGUAUGGCUAUAUACCUUGGUUGCAAGGUGUUUUUCAUUAAAGAGGGUUAUCAAGGUAUGGUGGAUGGCGGGGAUAACAUAGAAGAAGCUAACUGGUCAUCGGUGUCAUCUAUAAUACAUAAGGGUGGUACUGUAAUUGGUUCAGCGCGAUGUAUGGAUUUCAAAGAACGUGUCGGGCGGCUAAAGGCUGCUUGCAACCUGGUAAAACGUGGAAUUACAAAUUUGGUAGUAAUUGGAGGUGAUGGUUCUCUCACAGGAGCCAACCUAUUUAGACAAGAAUGGUCUAGUCUUCUUGAUGAGCUAUUGCAGACUUCACAGAUUAAUAAGGCAGAACGUGAAAAAUAUAAACAGUUGAAUAUUGUCGGAAUGGUUGGUUCUAUUGAUAAUGAUUUUUGUGGUACUGAUAUGACAAUUGGUACGGAUUCCGCAUUACAUCGCAUCAUGGAUGCAAUUGAUGCUAUUGUGUCAACAGCCUAUUCACAUCAGAGAACAUUUAUUAUGGAAGUAAUGGGACGCCAUUGCGGGUACCUUGCACUUGUCACAGCCCUCACUAGUGAAGCUGACUACGUGUUUAUACCAGAGAUGCCACCACCACGUGAUUGGCCGACCAAACUUUGCACCAAAUUAGAGCAGGAACGGACGGCGGGCCAGCGUUUAAACAUCAUCAUCGUGUCCGAAGGUGCCAUCGACCGUGACGGACAGCCGAUCACUGCCGAGAUGGUGAAACAAGUGGUAGUCGACAACUUGAAACAGGACACGCGGAUUACGGUCUUGGGUCACGUCCAGAGAGGAGGCGCCCCAUCGGCUUUCGAUAGAGUUUUGGGGUGCAGAAUGGGAGCCGAAGCUGUAAUGGCCUUGAUGGAAGCUACACCGGAAACCGAGGCUUGUGUCGUGUCAUUGGAUGGAAACCAGGCGGUCCGUCUGCCACUUAUGGAAUGUGUUGAAAAGACUAAAGCCGUGGCCAAAGCGAUGGCGGACAAAGAAUGGGAAUUAGCCGUACAACUCAGAGGAAGGAGUUUUGCGAGAAACUUGGAAACAUACAAAAUGUUGACACGUUUGAAGCCACCGCGUUCGGCAUUCGAUGAAUUGGGACGUGGAUUGAGUCUAAAUCGACAAGACACACUGUGGGGUCAGGAAGGUUAUACUCUUGCUGUAAUGCACAUUGGAGCUCCUGCAUGUGGUAUGAAUUCUGCUGUACGUUCAUUUGUACGGAAUUGCAUCUACAGAGGAGACACUGUUUACGGCAUUCAUGACGGCGUGGAAGGUUUAGUUGCUGGAAAUAUUCAAGUAAUGCAAUGGUCUGACGUUACUGGAUGGGUCGGCCAAGGCGGUGCUAUGUUGGGAACAAAGCGUACUCUUCCAGAAAAAAGAAUGCCAGAAAUUGCUGCAAGGCUCAAAGAGUUCAACAUCCAAGCACUUUUGAUAAUUGGAGGCUUUGAGGCGUACCAAGCUGGAAUUCAGUUAGUUCAGAACCGUAACAAUUUCCCGGAAUUCUGCAUACCAAUGGUUAUAAUACCAUCAACCAUUAGUAACAACGUGCCUGGUACAGAAUUUUCGUUAGGUUGUGAUACCGCUCUAAAUGAAAUCACGGAGAUUUGUGAUAGAAUUAGACAGUCCGCUCAAGGUACUAAGCGACGUGUAUUUGUUAUUGAAACUAUGGGUGGUUACUGUGGAUAUUUAGCUACCGUUGCUGGUCUGGCUGGUGGUGCUGAUGCAGCUUAUAUAUACGAAGAGAAAUUUACCAUAAAAGAUCUGCAAAACGAUGUUUAUCAUAUGGCUUCAAAGAUGGCAGAAGGUGUUCAACGUGGUUUGAUAUUGAGGAAUGAAAAAUGUAGCGAGAAUUACAACACUGACUUUAUAUUCAGACUUUACACUGAAGAAGGGAAAGGAUUAUUCAGUACUCGUAUGAAUGUUUUAGGUCAUAUGCAACAAGGUGGUUCACCUACUCCAUUUGAUCGUAAUAUGGGUACAAAGCAAGCAGCAAAAUGUGUGGAAUGGUUAGUUGAAAAAUUGAGAGAAUCUACUAGACCAGAUGGAACAAUUUAUACAGAUAAUCCAGAUACAGCAGCAAUGAUGGGUGUAAUAAGACGGCAGUAUCGUUUUACACCUUUAACUGAUUUAUUGCCUCUUACCAAUUUUGAGCAGCGUAUAGCUAAGACUCAGUGGUGGUUGAAAUUGAGACCACUCUUACGCAUACUCGCUAAACACGAUAGUGCUUAUGAAGAGGAAGGUAUGUACAUAACAGUUGAGGAAGGACUUGAAGCGGAUACACUGUUGGCUUAAAUAAACACUUUACUGAUUGUAUGUUUUACUGAAACUCUGUUAUUUUUAUCCGAAGAGUGUGCAAAUAUAUUAUUAAUAAUAAUGACUAGGUACAUUUAAAUUGAAAAAAAAAAUUCACCUAAUUAAUAAUUAUUAUAGUUUAUACAUUAGUAAACACUCUAGUCAUAAAGUGUAAAGUAGAUAAUACUUAUAUCCUCGACAAAUUAUUUACCAAUAUUGAAACUAUUAUAAUAACGUUUGUUAACUACGUUUAGACUGUUUUUUAAAUAAUUGUGUUUACCAGUACAAUACUGUCUAGUUUAUUGUUUGAACGAGAUUAAAAAUAUUAAAAAAAUGUAUUUAAUGUGACCAAUUAAUUUGUUGUUAAAGUAACUAAUCAUUUUCCAAAUAUUUCUUAUUAUAUACAUUUGUAUAUCUGACAUCUACUACUUAACAUAAAAUAAGUGUUAGCUAUUUUAGACUAGGAAUUUUUUUUAUUGUUUAAAUGAAACCAUAUCAAUUUGAAAAUUCAAGUUUUAAAUAAAAAUAUUAUUCAAUAGUUUGAAAUUGAGGGAGAACUCAAUUAAUAACCAUAAUAAAAAUUAUACAGUCAAUGCAAACCAAAUGUGGUUUCAAAUUUCUUCCAUUGUCCUUCAACUAUCCUUCCAAUAGAACAAUAAGUUAUAAACUGUUGAAUAAUAAUGUGUACGAAACUAUACACCAAAAAUAAUGAUUGUACAAAUUUGUAUUGUUAUUAAAACUUAAUAAGUUAUACUUAUACAUUGUGUGUAGUUAGAAAAUAAUUGUUGACAAAUACUAUUAACUGUAGUGUAUUAUACUGUUGUUUAUUAUAAAUUAAAAAUUGUGUAUGUUCAAUACAUAUAAUAUAAUAUAGUAUCACUUGAAAAUUUGAUUUAUGAGAGAAAUAAUAAAUAUUAAUUUUAAAUGUUA